GGAGAUGCACGAAUCGAAAACUAUCACGCGUACGGGUUAGAUUUUUCAGACGGUUUUGUGUAUGCGAACGGCACACAAAGAACCCGUAAAUGGGUGGCAACGCUAUUUUAGGUCUAUUAGGACAAACAUUCGCACUGAUUGUAUUAUUGAUCCAGACAACCUAAAAGCUAUCAAGUAGCUAAAGCGUGGGGUAAUUUCCCAUAAUAUUGAAUGCAACAUAUUUGGCAACCCGGGUAAAUCAAACUCUUAGGAAACACAACAGUAAAAAUGGCUAAUACGUUGUGCUCCAACUUAAUAAUUAAUUGGGAGAUUUAGUUAACCUUUGAACACAGUUUGGAUUCAUGUAGAGUACUUAAUUUAAGUCAGUGAACAUUCAUCAUUAAACGGGAUUACGACAAAAUAACUUGUGCCUGGACAUGAAAGAAAAUGGGCAGCUACAGUGACCCCAGCAGUGAUCUAGAGGAGGAGCUGCCAGUGUUUGACUUCCUGAAGUCUGUUCGACAGCUCAGCCAAACAUCCCGAAAUCAAAAUGCGCUGAAAACACAUGUGGUGGAUCUGAGUGAGUCUGAUGCAGAGGAAGGAGCGAAGGGCAAGACGGGCGCUUGUACACGAGGGCCGGAUGUAAUGAUGAUCAGCAGUGAUUCUGAUGACGAUGCACCAUAUGUCCCCCUGGCGCAGAGGCUCAAACAGAAACAAGGCAAUGUGAUUAGUGCUUCUUCCUCUGUCACUAAUGGGAAAGAUGCUGAGCAGUACGAGGUUUCCAAUCUGGCCAACUCUCUGGCGUUCACUAACUGUGGGUUUUCAGCGCUGGGGCCCCCGCUCAGCUCCCAUCAGGUGAUGACAGAAGCGGCAGAGUGCCCAGGCGAAAGGAAUUUCCCUCAGCGCUGGCUGCCUACGAAGUCUUCCUCCGGCACAAUGAGCACCAGCACCUCUACUGCCAAGAGUAAACCUGCCAAGCGGACGACGGAGGAGAUCCAAGUCUCGAGGGAGGAGGCUUUGUGGAGGAGGCAGGCCAAGCAGAGACAGCAGAGGGACAAGGAGGAGCUCAGGCAGGAACAGGAGAGACAAAAAGCAGAGAGGAAAGCUUUAGCAGAGGCUGCCAAGGCCUUGAGGCCGGAGGAGUGUAUCAAGCACAUGGUGGUGGUUGUGGACCCAGCUCUCCUGCAGUUGGAAGGCGGUGGGACUUUGCUGGCAUCGGUGCAGGCCUUGGGUUGCAGCUGCGCCAUUGAGAAACAACCCCUCCCACGCAGUGUCAGCUGGAUGAGGAUGGCUCCCUGUGCACAGCCUGAAGGUGGAGCAUGUGUCCCAGAAACCCACGUUGUGAUCCAGAUGACGGUUGAGGACUUCAUCACUCUGAGUCACAGCUACAUUCAGGAGGAGAGGAAUGGCAGGUCAGAGUUUGGACCUACCCUGACGUCAUGGGUGCAGGAACUGCAGAAGCGUCACCCUGAUAAGGUCCUCAGCCUGGUGGUGAUCGACCUGGAGAAAUACUUCAGAACUCACAAGUCACAAAGCCAGAAGAGGUUUCGAGAGGCGAUCGUGGGUGAGGAGAACAGAGGAGGGAAACGAGAGGUGAAGAAGAGGAAGAAGAAUGAAGGAGUCCAGGCGCUCCCGGAGGUGUCACGAGUUGAAGUAGAAGAGGCUGUGGUUCAUCUCCAGCUGCACACCAGAGUCCCAGUCCGCCUCUUGUCCACCUGGAAGGACUUCUCAGAUCACAUCACCAUGACAACCAAAGCUGUUGCGGAGGCCCCUUUCAAGCGAGAGAGGGAGAAGACGGGCUUUUCUUUCUACUUGGAGAGCGAGUGGGCGGGUGGUCAGCGGGUGGACAAAGCAGGCAAAGGGCUUCUGCAGGUGUGGAAGAGACAGAUCCAACAGCUGAACAGGGUCAGUCCAGACAUGGCCUCAGCCAUCCUGGCAGCUUAUCCCUCCCCACAGCUACUCAAGAAGGCUUACAGUCUGUGCAAGACAGAGCGGGAGAGGAUCGGCCUGCUGUCGGACCUCCUGAUCCGCAGGGGAGAAGGCGUGACGUCCACAACUCGGCGGGUGGGCCCGGAGCUCUCCAAACGCCUCUUUCUCAUAAUGAACUCCCAUGACCCUGAACAGACCCUCGAUGCAACUGCCUGAAAUAUUUUACAUAUUAUUAGCCUCGUAGCAUAAUGGCCUAUGUUAUAUUUUUGGCCAAAUUGUGAUACAAGUAGUCGCUUUUUCAUUGGAUAUCUGCAUAAAACUACACC
Sphaeramia orbicularis (orbiculate cardinalfish) is the source of this 2234-nucleotide messenger RNA. RefSeq names its product essential meiotic structure-specific endonuclease 1 (gene eme1). The record is from RefSeq and is a predicted model, not a curated record. The coding region runs from base 427 to 2124 and encodes 565 amino acids. Gene Ontology annotation, biological process: resolution of meiotic recombination intermediates; replication fork processing; mitotic intra-S DNA damage checkpoint signaling. Gene Ontology annotation, molecular function: DNA binding; crossover junction DNA endonuclease activity. Gene Ontology annotation, cellular component: Holliday junction resolvase complex; nucleus. NCBI's taxonomy places the organism in Eukaryota, Metazoa, Chordata, Actinopteri, Kurtiformes, Apogonidae. The transcript is spliced from 9 exons.